AGCGCGGUAUAGCUAGCGCUAGCUGGCAACACUCCAUCCAGCAUCAUUCAUAUGUUUACUGUCUGUUUCUCUCUGUGUGUUUGGUAAGCGCCUUGCUGCCCAGCAUAUGGUAGGUGCGGGUUAACACCAGGCACCUCGUGCUGCCAAAUAGGGCACCGUACUGGCGGUAUCAACACCACAAGAGUAAACUGCAUCAACCACUAGUUUUAAUCCCCUAUGGGAUAACCUAGAGUGUGAUACCGAAGUGGGCAGAAAGCUGUCAAGCCAUCCCUUUGCACAUGUUUAUGUAGAUACUUUGCCAGCGGGUUUCGGCAAGGUGGAUAUCUUGUGUACCGGUCAAGCAGUGUUGUUGGAGACAGUGUGUAGUAGGGCACAGGAAGGGCCUGAGCAAUCAAGGGCAGCUAUCUGUGCUGAAAGACGCAAUCCUCCAACUAAACAUCUCCUUGAUGAGCGGACCUUAUGCAAUGUUUCAUCGUCUGUUUAGCAGUCCAAUAUUUCGACCCAGGGCAGUCUGUUAACUCUUAUCAUAAUCCGGGAUUUAUCUUCAGUGGUGUAAGGAACAUCCGGAGUUGAAAUGACAAGAUGCUGAGCCUUGUGACUUAAGUGAUAUAUAUGGAUGGAUUAAAAGUAACAUCAGCAAGAGGACAGCACGACGAACGACAUUACAUCUUGCUCUUUCUAAUGGUUCUCAAGAUUUCAUUUAUUUUUUUGCUGUAACCGGCUUGUUACUUUUCCGCGUUACGACUUAAUAUAACUAACACCGCAACUUACUUUACGUUUUGGCGUGACUUAUUUGCUACAUCUUUGGGCGUUAUAGUCUGCUACUAUUUGUGACGUGACAUUACCUCCAUCUUGUAACUUGUUACUCCUGCUACGUAUUCUGGUGUUACAGCUUGCAUCCGUUUGUGACGUAACAGCCUGCUUCGUAUUUUAGUGUUGAAGCCUGGUAUCAAUCUGCGACGUUACAACCUGCUACGUAUUUUGGUAUUACAGCCUGCAUCAAUCUGACGUUACAGCCUGCUACGUAUGUUGGUGUUACAGCCUGCAUCAAUCUGUGACAUUACAAACUGCUAUGUUUUUUGGUGUUACAGCCUGCACCAAUCUGUGACGUUACAAGCUGCUACGUUUUUUGGUAUUACAGCCUGCAUCAAUCUGUGACAUUACAGCCUGCUACGUAUGUUGGUGUUACAGUCUGCAUCAAUCUGUGACGACGUAUUUUGGUGCUACAGCCUGCAUCAAUCUGUGACGUUACAAACUGCUACGUAUUUUGGUGUUACAGCCUGCACAGCCUGCUACGUAUUUUGGUGUUACAGCCUGCAUCAAUCUGUGACGUUACAGCCUGCUACGUAUUUUGGUGUUACAGCUUGCAUCCAUCUGUGACGUUACAACCUGCUACGUAUGUUGGUGUUACAGCCUGCAUCAAUCUGUGACGUUACAGCCUGCUACGUAUUUUGGUGUUACAGCCUGCAUCAAUCUGUGACGUUACAAACUGCUACGUAUUUUGGUGUUACAGCUUGCAUCCAUCUGUGACGUUACAGCCUGCUACGUAUACUGGUGUUACAACCUGCAUCCACACGUUACAUCUUUGUUCAUUUAUUUACCUUGGAUAUCUCGUCCCAAACUGCUUGCAAUCUGAGCUACAUUUUAUAAGAGGUCUUCCAUUAAAGCUGGUCUUGUCUUCAGUCAUCAGAAUUCACUCUAAAGAUGACUUCGUAUUUCAAGAUACGAAGUGGUGGUUUUUGGUGGAAGUUAUCAUCAGUAUGUUGUCAUUGUCGUUGCUGUCCAUGCUGCGACACCUGUCAACGCCGGUCAUCGUCCAUAGAGGAUCUUGAUGACACAUUUGAUGACAGCAUCCCGAUAUGUAGCGACUAUAGCUCAGGUGGAUCGCACACCAGUCGCCUUCCGUCCACUGGUUCCCGGCGUUCAUCUUGCAAUGAAUCCCGUAGAAGCUCUACACCAGUGUCCGAGUACCGACGAGGUAGCACACCGGUACCAGUCAUUGAUAUGAAACCAAUAGAGUUCUGGCCGCCGAGCACCAACCAAGAGACCGUUCAACCCAAGCCACUGAUGCGUCGGUACACCAACGACUUUGGUUCUUUCAGUGAUACUGAGCUCAAGAUCGAGCCCAAACUUUACGAAGUAUCUGAACACGAGGAAGACUUGACCGAUGAGGAAAAGGUUGCUCGUUACAAACUUGGUAAGAUUCACUUCGGAUUGCGAUAUGACGUAGCCGAUGAACAGCUCAUUAUUCGUAUCAUCAAAGCAAGAGACUUACCGCCACCAGUUUUAUACGAUGAGACAAGACAAGACUUAGCACAUUCCAAUCCUUACGUCAAGAUAUGUCUACUUCCAGACCAAAAAGAUUCUAAGCAGACUACUGUUAAACGCAAGACGCAAAAUCCUGACUUUGAUGAACACUUUAGGUUCAAUAUCUCUUACCAGGAAGCCCAACGGAGGUUACUACUACUGUCAAUACAGGACUUUGAUAAAUUUUCACGUCACUGUGUUAUUGGACAACACAUUGCACCACUGGCGGGUCUUCAUCUAAUUAAAGGUGGACAUUACUGGAAGCCUCUUCAACCUCCUAAUCAGAAUAACCCAGGUAGAGGAGAACUUCUGAUCUCACUGAAUUACCUUCCCAGUGCUGGCCGACUAAACGUGGACAUUAUCAAAGCCAAACAAUUACUUCAGACCGAUAUACACGGUGGAUCAGAUCCUUUUGUCAAACUUCAACUCAUUGUUGAACAAAAAGUAGUCAAGACCAAGAAGACUUCUACCAAGAAGAAUACGAUCGACCCUGUCUUCAAUGAGACCUUUAGCUUCCAUGUCACACCAGCCCUCCUGGAUGAAGUCUGCCUCUUGGUCUCUGCUUGGGACUAUAACUCAAAGAGUCGGGAUAAUUUCAUUGGACAGAUUAUUCUGGGAAAAUACCCAUCAGGACCUAGUGAAAUAACCCAUUGGCAACGCAUGGUACAUGCCCAUCGCUCCCCGGUCGCUCAGUGGCACACUCUACGCACGCGCGAAGAAUGUGAUGACGUUUUCCCUUCUUCCAAUGCGGGUGUAUCCUGAUUGGUGAAAACAAAUACUACACUAAUAUUUCCACGCAACGAGGAUUUUAACAGACGCGUUAUUAUAGCGCCACCAUGUGUUCUCAAUUAUUCAUCUUGAUACAAAAAGGGAACGACUGGAACGGUGUAGACGUUAAAACCAACCGCAAUACUUGAUGUGCUCUAACGACCGACUGUACAACAACAAGUAUUAGAAACGAACGAAAAUUGGGUUAUACAGAUAGACAGCUGUUCGUUGCUGGAUAUAGGUCAUGUCAACUGCUAGAGAAGGAACAGAAAGGGGGGCAACAACAAUGUUUGAAGUGAACAUUCAUUGUUUAACUUCAAUCAUUGUCUUAAGUGAUUGUUAAUGCUUUUGUCACAACAUUGUCAUGUGAAGAAUUGACGGUGAUUUGCAGGAUAAGAAAGUGCAAGAAUGGUAGCGGAGAGAUAUGGUGGUAUGUUUAUGUUACUUGAUUUAGCUUAAUGUGAUCUGAAGAUAAAAUGCACGGCUAUUGUAUCCAAUAGGGAUUGUUA
Molecule: messenger RNA, 3584 nt
Organism: Asterias rubens (European starfish)
Lineage: Eukaryota; Metazoa; Echinodermata; Asteroidea; Forcipulatida; Asteriidae
Product: synaptotagmin-17-like
Exons: 5
Coding region: 1705-3069 (454 amino acids)
Biological process (GO): calcium-ion regulated exocytosis; cellular response to calcium ion; regulation of calcium ion-dependent exocytosis
Cellular component (GO): membrane
Molecular function (GO): calcium-dependent phospholipid binding; syntaxin binding; phosphatidylserine binding
Source: RefSeq, a predicted model, not a curated record